UUUGUGUGGACUGCCAACUUGGGCGAUAGCGCCGCCGCUAUGAGGACGACCUGAACAAAAAAUGUUUACAAUAAAUACUCCCGAAAAAGAGAAGGGCAAAGAGUCCCAGCUGGACAUUUUGCUCAAAAUUAACACAGGCGAAUACGUUUUGCAGAAGAAGAAAAAGCGCAGCUCGGUGUGGAAUGUAUAUCGGGAGAUUGUCAGGGGAGAUGGAUCAAGACUGAAAUGGCGCUUUUAUUGUAUGGGAUGCAAGCGGGUUAUGCAGUCCACCGGCGGAACCACCUCAAAUCUUCGUAUACACAAAUGUCAUGUCCGGUACCUGAAGCAAAACGGAAAUAUAUCUGUCGACGAUGCGCCAAGUCCUGGUACCGACUCUGAGAGCCUGCCCAAUCGUAUCGACAACGAAAGGGUCCCGACCAGGGUGCAAUCCACAGGGACAAUCCGCCAACUGACAUACGCCGACCAAUACGAAGAGUUCUACGAGGAAAAGAGGGCCUCCAAAAGACAGUACGACGAGAUGGGCGAGGAGCUGGAGAACCAUGAUGAGCCAGAUCCCAUCGAAGAAUUUCUGGAACCGGAUAUAGACCUGGGAUUGAACUCCUCUGACACGCGGCCGCUGAUUAAAUUAUUUUCUGAGGAAUCCUGUUCGGCCGAAACGGAGGAACAAUGCCCCAUUGUGCUGGAGAACGAAGUGAUUCAAGAGGACUUCAAACGAGAGACGCUCCAGCCUAAAACGAACAGCACCCAGAUCGAUCCAAGUGCUCUAGCCGAGGCCGAGAGCUACGCCCGUUCCUGGGCUCAUGCAUUUCUCAAGCUGAGCGAAGACCAAAAGUUCUAUGCGAAGCGCUCCAUAGAUGAGCUGCUUGUGCUGGGCCGCCUGGAGAGAUUGAACAUAUCCACCGUCACAUCGCUAACGACAAACUUGUAAAAUUCAACACACUUUAGAGCCAAUUGCUGCCCAAACUAGUACACUAGUAGCCUUGAUAUUGUUAAGCGGAAGGAUGGGGUAUUUCUCGCAUUACAGAUAUGAUAGCAAAUAAAUGGGUUAAUUUCUUAAAUAGACGCA
Molecule: messenger RNA, 1066 nt
Organism: Drosophila obscura
Lineage: Eukaryota; Metazoa; Arthropoda; Insecta; Diptera; Drosophilidae
Exons: 2
Coding region: 62-928 (288 amino acids)
Molecular function (GO): DNA binding
Source: RefSeq, a predicted model, not a curated record